GGCUCCGAAGGGGAGGCAGGACGAAAGAAAAAACAAAACUAAACAAACCGAGGAAGGGCAACGGCUGUGUUUUGUGGACGGCGCUUUCCCAGACAGUCCAGUACGACCCGGCUCCGGCCGCCGUGGACGCGAUGUUCCGUCAGACCCUGAAUCGUUUGUGUGCUGGAGAAGAGAAACGAGUUGGUACACGCACAGUGUUUGUUGGCAAUCAUCCAAUUUCAGGAACAGAAGCUUUUAUUGCACAAAGAUUUUGUGAUAAUAGAAUAGUUUCAUCUAAGUAUACACUUUGGAAUUUCCUCCCAAAGAAUCUGUUUGAACAGUUUAGAAGAAUUGCAAAUUUUUAUUUUCUCAUCAUUUUCCUUGUACAGGUCACAGUAGACACACCAACUAGCCCAGUCACCAGUGGACUUCCACUGUUUUUUGUUAUAACUGUUACAGCCAUAAAGCAGGGAUAUGAAGACUGGCUUAGACACAGAGCUGACAAUGAAGUCAACAAGAGUACUGUUUACAUUAUUGAAAAUGCAAAACGAGUGAGAAAAGAAAGUGAAAAAAUCAAGGUUGGUGAUGUAGUAGAAGUGCAGGCAGAUGAAACCUUUCCCUGUGAUCUUAUUCUUCUAUCAUCCUGCACCACUGAUGGAAUCUGUUAUGUCACUACAGCCAGUCUUGAUGGGGAAUCCAAUUGCAAGACACACUAUGCAGUAAGGGAUACCACUGAAUUGUGUACAGCUGAAUCCAUUGAUAGCUUGCGAGCAGCAAUUGAAUGUGAACAGCCUCAACCUGACCUCUACAAGUUUGUUGGGCGAAUCAAUAUCUAUAGUAACACUCUUGAGGCUGUUGCCAGAUCAUUGGGACCUGAAAAUCUCUUGCUGAAAGGAGCUACACUAAAAAAUACUAAGAAGAUAUAUGGAGUUGCUGUUUACACUGGAAUGGAAACCAAAAUGGCUUUGAACUACCAGGGAAAAUCUCAGAAACGUUCUGCUGUUGAAAAAUCUAUUAAUGCAUUUCUGAUUGUGUAUUUAUUUAUCUUACUGACCAAAGCUGCGGUAUGCACUACUCUAAAGUAUGUGUGGCAAAGUACCCCACACAAUGAUGAACCUUGGUAUAACCAAAAGACUCAGAAGGAACGGGAAACUUUGAAGGUUUUGAAAAUGUUCACUGACUUCUUAUCAUUUAUGGUUCUCUUCAACUUUAUCAUUCCUGUCUCCAUGUAUGUCACAGUAGAAAUGCAGAAAUUCUUAGGUUCCUUCUUCAUCUCAUGGGAUAAGGACUUUUUUGAUGAAGAAAUUAAUGAAGGAGCCUUGGUUAACACAUCAGAUCUUAAUGAAGAACUUGGUCAGGUGGAUUAUGUAUUUACAGACAAGACUGGAACACUCACUGAAAAUAGCAUGGAAUUUAUUGAAUGUUGUAUAGAUGGGCACAAAUACAAAGAUGCAACUCAGGAAGUUGAUGGAUUGUCUCAGACUGAUGGACCUUUAACAUAUUUUGACAAAGCAGAUAAGAACCGAGAAGAGCUCUUUCUGCGUGCCUUGUGCUUAUGUCACACUGUAGAAAUUAAAAUAAAUGAUACUGUUGAUGGAACUACAGAAUCAGCUGAAUUAACCUAUAUCUCCUCCUCACCAGAUGAAAUAGCUUUAGUCAAAGGAGCUAAAAAGUACGGGUUCACAUUUUUAGGAAAUUGGAAUGGACAUAUAAGAAUAGAGAACCAAAGAAAAGAAAUUGAGGAGUAUGAACUUCUCCAUACCUUAAAUUUUGAUUCUGUUCGCCGACGUAUGAGUGUAAUUGUGAAGACUCAAGGAGGAGACAUACUUCUUUUUUGUAAAGGAGCAGAUUCAUCAGUUUUUCCUAGGGUGCAAAACCAUGAAAUUGAGUUAACUAAAGCCCAUGUGGAACGUAAUGCAAUGGAUGGGUACCGGACACUCUGUGUAGCCUUCAAAGAAAUUACUCCAGAUGAUUUUGAAAGAAUUAAUAUACAGCUACUAGAGGCAAAAAUGGCCUUACAAGACAGAGAAGAAAAAAUGGAGAAGGUUUUUGAUGAUAUUGAGACAAACAUGAAUUUAAUUGGAGCUACUGCAGUGGAAGACAAGCUACAAGAUCAAGCUGCAGAAACCAUCGAAGCUCUGCAUGCAGCUGGCCUGAAAGUCUGGGUGCUUACUGGGGAUAAGAUGGAGACAGCCAAGUCCACGUGCUAUGCCUGUCGCCUUUUCCAAACCAAUACUGAGCUUUUGGAACUGACCACAAAAACCAUUGAAGAAAGUGAAAGGAAAGAAGAUAGGUUACAUGAAUUAUUAAUAGAAUAUCGUAAAAAGCUUCUGAAUGAAUUUCCUAAGGGCCCCAGAAGCCUUAAAAAAGCAUGGACAGAGCAUCAGGAAUAUGGAUUAAUCAUCGAUGGCUCUACAUUGUCACUCAUACUAAAUUCUAGUCAAGAUUCUAGUUCCAACAACUAUAAAAGCAUUUUUCUACAAAUAUGUAUGAAAUGUACUGCGGUGCUCUGCUGCCGGAUGGCACCAUUACAGAAAGCCCAGAUUGUCAGGAUGGUGAAAAACUUGAAAGGCAGUCCAAUAACACUGUCGAUAGGUGAUGGUGCCAAUGAUGUCAGUAUGAUCUUGGAAUCCCAUGUGGGCAUAGGUAUUAAAGGCAAAGAAGGCCGCCAAGCAGCCAGGAAUAGUGAUUAUUCUGUACCAAAGUUUAAACAUUUAAAGAAACUGCUUUUGGCUCAUGGACAUCUAUACUAUGUGAGGAUAGCACAUCUUGUACAAUAUUUCUUCUAUAAGAACCUUUGUUUCAUUUUGCCACAGUUUUUGUACCAAUUCUUCUGUGGAUUCUCACAACAGCCCCUCUAUGAUGCUGCUUAUCUCACAAUGUAUAAUAUCUGCUUCACAUCCCUGCCCAUUUUGGCCUAUAGUCUACUGGAACAGCACAUCAACAUCGACGCUCUAACCUCAGACCCUCGAUUGUAUAUGAAAAUUUCAGGAAAUGCUAUGCUACAGUUGGGGCCCUUCUUAUAUUGGACAUUUCUUGCUGCCUUUGAAGGGACAGUAUUCUUUUUUGGGACUUACUUUCUUUUUCAGACUACAUCCCUUGAAGAAAACGGAAAGGUUUAUGGAAAUUGGACUUUUGGAACCAUUGUUUUUACAGUCUUAGUAUUCACUGUAACUCUGAAGCUCGCCUUGGAUACUCGAUUCUGGACAUGGAUAAAUCAUUUUGUGAUUUGGGGUUCUCUAGCCUUUUAUGUAUUUUUCUCAUUCUUCUGGGGAGGAAUUAUUUGGCCUUUCUUGAAACAACAGAGAAUGUAUUUUGUAUUUGCUCAAAUGUUGUCUUCUGUAUCUACAUGGCUGGCUAUAAUUCUUCUAAUAUUUAUCAGCCUUUUCCCUGAGAUUCUUCUGAUAGUAAUAAAGAAUGUAAAAAGAAGAAGUGCUAGGAGAAAUCUGAGCUGUAGAAGGGCAUCUGACUCAUUAUCCGCCAGACCUUCAGUCAGACCUCUUCUUUUACGAACAUUCUCAGACGAAUCUAAUAUAUUGUAACAGAAUCCGAAUGUUGAACUGCCUAUGUUAUUGUCCUACAAGUAUAUUGACCAUGGUUGCAGCUAAAAAGCAUGAAGGAACAACGACAAAAAUUAUCAUCUCAGGAUACUCAAUAUGCAACAAAAACAAAAUCAUUCUUGUGUGUAGGGUUCAGAAUAAAUGUACACUAUAAUACCAAAUGACUGCUAAGCAUUUGCAAUUGUAAUAGCCAUUAUGGCAAAAGCUGUAAGUUAAUAAGAAUUAAUAUAAAAGUUGAAAGUAAGAAUACUUAGAAUUCUGGCUUUAGAUAAAAUAAUGUAAAACUACCAAAUGGGUGCUCAUUUAACCCAUUGACUUUGUGAAUGGAUUUAAAUACAGUAGUAUGAAGUAGAAGUCAUGUAAUGGGAAUGAAGAGAUUAUGCUAAUGCAGUAUUACUUUUUUGCCUGGCAGAAUGCAUAAGCUGUUUGUGUCACAGUUGUCAUUCCUUACUAAAUAAUUAUUUUUAACUAGCUUUUCAAACAAAAGGAAUACUUGAAAAUCAGAAGGAAAAUGAUAUCAAUGUAUUAAACAGAAUAGUUCAUCUUCUGUACAACCACAGGCUAAUUGCCUUGUUAGAAUAUCCCUGCAAAAAAAAGUACUUUGAACACUUUCUGUGCAAACUAUCCCCUCUGGAUAUUAUAAAGGUCAUUUUGUCUGUAUUUUUCUUAAUCAUCAUUUAUGGAUAUAAGACUAAUAGAGCUGAAAAUAAAACAUUUCAGUCAUUUAAUAGCCCCUCAAAAUAGUUAGGCAAUAGGCAGAUGUUUCUAAUGUCUCUUUUACUAGUAUCUGAGGUAAGCUAGGUAAAUUAUACAAAUUAAAGGCCAUUCAUUGGCCUUUCAUAAUUUUGUGUGGAAAAUAGCAGAAGAAAAAGAAAAGUUUAUUUUAAACUACUAACGGUUUAUUUAAAAGAAGGUUGUGUUUGUACAUAUAUGCUGCACUUUUUUUAAGUGGCCAAAUUGGGAAGAGGAGAGAUCCAUCCCAAGGUGGUUCUGUCUGUAAGAGCCAUGACUGCAAACAAGAAUGUUGUCUCCUGAAGCUCACUGGAUGAGUGGAGUAGUCUAAUUCCAAACCAUGAUAUUGAUCAUAUUAAAUACUCAAUUUGCCUGACUAGAAAGUCUUACCCUUCUAAUGAGUUCACUUAAAACAAAAUAAAAUGUGAAAUAUCUUUAUUUAAUAAAAGAACCAUAUUUGACUGCUAGACGAAAAUGGUCUUUAAGAAAUAUUUUUCUAUUAGUUUCCAUUUUUGUCUUUGUAGCAUGUGUGUACUACUUAGUGUUUAUAUUGUACCUUGAUUUCGGAAAGUAUUGGAUUCAUUCUAUUCCAGUGUAUUUAUAUAGUCCGUAUGGCACAUUUGAUUCUUUCAUAUAUAUGUAUAUAUUAUGUUAAUAUUUAGGUGUAAUUUUUCUUGAAUUCAAAAGGUCAUAAUUUCAGUCAUCAGAAACCAGUCCAUAAUUACUUAAUAAUUUAACUUGUUCUCGUCUGUCAGUAUUAUUUUUGAGUAUUUUGUUAGGUGUCAUUCACAGCUUACCUAAGUUUGCUGUGCUCUGGUAUCCUGUAUUUGAGGUGAUCUGCUGAUGGCAAAGUCUUUCUUUUCUUUGCCUGUUCCAAAGAGCUAAAAAGUAUAAUCCAGGAAAGGUUUCCUGUUUUGCUGUUAUUAUUAUAGUUGUUGCUAUAUUGUUAUAGUUACUGUUACUGUUUUACAUCAGAACUAUAGGGACUGUGAAUACAAAUAAUCGAGCCAAAAUAGAGAGGCUUGAUUAAUGUGGAACUAUGAAAGAGUUGACAUAGCAUAUCUAAGAUAAUAGAAAUAAAAGUGGGUGCAUGUGACAUAUGUUGCUGCCAGAGAGAAAUCUGAAUGCGAAAUAAGGAGUAGAGUCAUGUCCCAGCUUCACAGUACACUGUGCAGUGCACCUCAAAUCAGAAUGACAGCAAUGUGUAAUUAUCACAGCUUGGAUCUUCAAAAGGAGCCUAGCUUUGUCUUUUGAAGGAUAUUUUUAUCGAUGGUCUAAGAAACGGCUGGCAUGAGGUUAGCAAAUAAAGUAACUUGAAAUGAGCCACCCACUAUUCCUAGCACUGCAGUGUAACUACUGUUAAAACAAAAGAGGGAAGGAAAUGUAACAAUAGGACCAUAUUCCAAUCAUUUGAAUAAUUUUGAUCUAUCAAAAUAUCCUUGUAAUUUCAUCAAUGGAUGUCUAUUGUUUGAGGAUGUUGCCUAUUAAACUGAAAAUAUUCAUUCCAUAUCUGCCACAUAUACACCAGCAACAAUAUAAAUGUAAGCCUGAAUUUGCAAAAUUCAUAAUUUAGUGAUGGAAUUUUUUAAUAACAUGUAGUAAAUAAAUGCAGAUUUUAUGCAGAUGUUGACAAAAUCAUUUUUUCAGCUUAUAAAUAGAACUGCAAUAUUACAUUUUUCACUUAAGCAAUUUUUUACAUCUACUAUUUUGCUUUCUAAAAUGAAUGUGAAUGCCAUCUUUUAUGAAUGCAA
Molecule: messenger RNA, 6022 nt
Organism: Jaculus jaculus (lesser Egyptian jerboa)
Lineage: Eukaryota; Metazoa; Chordata; Mammalia; Rodentia; Dipodidae
Gene: Atp11c
Product: ATPase phospholipid transporting 11C
Exons: 31
Coding region: 132-3521 (1129 amino acids)
Biological process (GO): phospholipid translocation
Cellular component (GO): trans-Golgi network; endoplasmic reticulum; recycling endosome
Molecular function (GO): ATP hydrolysis activity; ATP binding; magnesium ion binding
Source: RefSeq, a predicted model, not a curated record